Messenger RNA from Jatropha curcas, 521 nucleotides. RefSeq names its product dolichyl-diphosphooligosaccharide--protein glycosyltransferase subunit 4A. The record is from RefSeq and is a predicted model, not a curated record. Lineage: Eukaryota; Viridiplantae; Streptophyta; Magnoliopsida; Malpighiales; Euphorbiaceae.
UCGACGUCGAGGUCCCGAUAGCGAUCGAAUUCGAGACAGAGGACAGAACCAGAAGGACUGAGUUUGUGUCUGGUUGUUGAGAUCUAACUCACUGUCUUUGGCUUUUUCGCGUCAAAUCAACCCAAAGAAGAAUCACAUGCAUGAACUGUUUCUAUCUUAAAGAAGCUGCAAUAUGGCGAUAAAUCAAUCUGCUCAUGAACCUAGAUGUUUGAUGAUCAAGACCUGGGAUUUUUCGCCAAUUUCCUUGGCAUUUUUAUAUUUGUUUUGGUGAUAGCUUACCAUUAUGUGAUGGCUGACCCAAAAUAUGAAGGCAACUGAAAUAGAUGUUUCUUGGAUAAGAGGCUAAAUGAUAUUUAGAACAUGCCAAUUUUGUUAGCUCGGUACAGGGGAAAAUUUUAGUUCAGUAUAUUCAUUUUCUGGUUACUAUCAAUUUAUCAUCAUUGUUGGAAUGAUUUAUAGUUACAAAUUAUCUUCAUAUAUUAAGACUUAUUAUGAUUAAUUGCAAUGAUUAUUUUAUCAUA